CACAUUUUUCAAGUGAAAGUUGAUGGGAAGUAGUAUACUCAUCGCAUUUCGGACGUUUAAUUACCUCAUCAAAUGCACUUGAAUAUUACAAUUCCACUGGAUACAUUCCAAAUGAGCCAGACAAUAUUAGACAUCAACUCAUGUGAAAUCCAGGCUAUCAUUCUAUUUUCUAUGUGUUGUGGAAUUUUACUUUUUGGUUCACUGCUUAUCGGAGUGAUUACAAUAGGCCAAAGAAAACGAAGACGAAAAGAUAUCGACGAAGAAAAUCUUCAGAAAUUGUUACGAUUAAAAAGAACAACAUGGAUACCAAAGUAUGCUGAGACUAUAUUGACUGGGAAAAAUUACUUUGGACGAAUUUUGUUAUUGUUAAGAAGUUUAUCCUGUCUAGUGUGUAUGACAAUCUACUUAUGGAAUACAUAUGAAUCUGAUCGUGAUUUUUGUAUACCAUUCAACGGACAGUCAAGAUUCUACAUAGAAAUGAGUUGUAAUUCAAUCUUUCUACUAAUGUUUAUCUUAAGAGCAAUUGCUUCGAAUGAUUUAUUUGCAACUUGGAUGUCAAUCUAUUCUUUAAUUGAUCAUUGUACAAUAUUCAUCAUAUUUUCAACAUUUAUAACAAAAAGUUAUCAGUUUACAUUUGGAUUUUUAUACUUCGCCAGACUUACAAAAAUCCCUGAAUCAUUAGUUCUAUUAAGAAUAAUAAAUCAGGAGCGUUCUAUACGUUCUGUGAAUUUAAUAUUUAAACUGCUGGCUGCCUGGACCAUUAUAGCUGGUAUUGUACUUGUACUUGAAAGAACCGGGAAUUUUUGGACUGGUGAUAAUGUGCGCAGAAACAUUGAGUAUUUGGACUGUUUAUACAUGAUUCUUGUAACACUGGCUACAGUUGGCUAUGGAGAUAUUGUGUGCACGAGUUAUCUAGGUCGCAUUUUUAUUAUAUUUGUUAUAAUUGGAGCUCUUAUAACAGUCACAACUCAUAUGUCGGAACUCAGUGAAUUGUUUCAACAGAAUAAUCAAUAUCAUAGAAGUAUUUAUAUUGAACACAAUCCAAGGCAUAUAGUUGUAUGUGGAUGUAUAAAUUACAAAACAGUUUCAAUAUUUUUCAAUGAAUAUGUAAACGCUGAUAAAGGUCAUUAUGAUGAAAAUAUGACGAUUGUUAUUCUGUCUGAGAAUGAUCCUGGUAUUCGUCUGAAAGCUUUGCUUCAGAGAGAAAGUACUACUAUUACAUUUUUAAAAGGAUCUGUGACAAUACCAGAAGAUUUGGAUAGAGCCAAAGUAAGAACUGCAGAGGCUGUGAUUAUUCUAUCGAAUAAGCGCAGUCAAACACCUGAUGAAGAUGACUGGAAAAAUUUAAUGUGUGUUGUCUCUAUUAAAAAUUUAAAUCCAAAAAUUCGUAUCAUCUGUGAACUUAUGUUGUUUGAAAGCAAAGGAUGGAUGUCAAAUAUACCAGGAUGGAAUGAAUAUCAAACUGAUCAGUUUGACAGAGCAAUUUGUAUGCCUCAAAUGAAGUUUGGUCUAUUAGCCUUGAAUUGUAUAUCAAAUGGUGCAUCAACGUUGCUGUGCAAUUUUAUUAUGCGUGAUUCUGUGCCGACAAGUUCAGUUACAAAAACCUUACCUCGUUGGAUUAAUGAAUACCUUCAAGGCACAAGAUAUAAAUUGUAUACAGUCAGAUUUUCUCGUGCUUUUGAUGGGAUGAUGUUUCAACAAUUAGUUGGAUUAGCCAUGGAACUUUGGGGUAUACUUCUAUUAGCUGUACACAUAUUUCUUGAUAAUGAAAAGACAGAAAUGAUUAUCAAUCCCGGUUGCAGAAUGCGAAUAAAUACCCAUAGAAUGCAAGCAGUUGUUCUGGCUAAGAAUUUAAUCGAAGCACAACGCCUAAGGACAUUUACUAUGGAUGAUCAACUGAUGUUUGAUAAUCUCGGUCAAAUUAUACUUACACCAGCAGCACAGGAUCCAGAUAAUAACCGCGAACAGUCGAAAACACUCCUUACCAGAAGAACACAGUACACAAAACAAAUUAAAACUUGUAUGAAUUUUCUUCGAGAACCACUUGCAACAUACAAGAAAAUUAAGUAA
Trichobilharzia regenti is the source of this 2070-nucleotide messenger RNA. The record is from the annotation of a GenBank genome assembly. NCBI's taxonomy places the organism in Eukaryota, Metazoa, Platyhelminthes, Trematoda, Strigeidida, Schistosomatidae.